UUCUAGCCAAGACAAGCAUUUUCUCGGGAAAAUUAAGAAUUUCCCGUGAAUCCCAGCUUGUAAACUGGACAGCUAAGCCAACAGCUUUGUUCACCUCCAUUGAUACAUUGAUGAUGUUCCGUGUAUUUGUAUCCAAAUAAGAGGUGGCUGCCCUUUUUAAAAUCAAAAUUAGGAAAUAAAAAAUUUCCAGCUGUAGCCUGAAAACACUAGAUAAUGAACACCAACUUACCAGUCAACCGCCAAAACUACCGGUCUCACUUAAAAAACAACUGCUAUUCCCACUCUAUGUUUCCAUUCUUACUUGUAGUUCUGGGUAUAAUCUUUGUUGGUCACUUACCUGGAAGCAAUAAAAACGUUCCUGGAGUUGGCCAUUUUCCCUCUUGUAAUCUUAUCUUCUACUUAUCAGCUUUUGACCCUUUCCAUUUUUGCUUUUCAACACACUUUUAAAUCCCAAAGUUUCUCUCUACCUUUGAAACUCUAUAAUUUUCUCUUUGUUUUCUGGGAAUCCUUGAUCAAAUCGUUAAUGGCAAGAACAAGCAACAAGAACGUACAAGCCAAGCUGGUACUGCUUGGGGACGUGGGAACUGGGAAAACAAGCUUGGUUUUGAGAUUUGUCAAAGGCCAAUUUUCUGAUUUUCAGGAAUCCACAAUUGGAGCUGCCUUCUUCACUCAGGUUCUGUCUCUAAACGAAGCCACGGUUAAGUUUGAUAUAUGGGACACAGCAGGACAGGAGAGAUACCAUAGCUUGGCUCCUAUGUACUAUCGAGGUGCUGCAGCUGCCAUCGUGGUCUACGAUAUCACAAACUCGGAAUCCUUUGAGCGUGCCAAAAAAUGGGUUCAAGAACUGCAAAGACGAGGAAAUCCGAAUCUGAUAAUGUUCUUGGUAGCAAACAAGGUUGACCUGGAAGAAAAGAGAGCGGUGGGAAAUGAGGAAGGUGAAGUAUAUGCCAAAGAAAAUGGUUUGACUUUCAUGGAAACAUCUGCAAAGACGGCACAGAAUGUCAGCGAACUCUUCUACGAAAUAGCAAAGAGGUUGGCAAAAGCUGCUCCUUCUCGGACAAGUGGAAUGAAAUUGCAUAGCCGACGGCAAGAAAGCGGAAGAAGGCUAUUCUGUUGCUCCUCGUGAUACAAAGGUCAUCGAAACUGAAGAUUAUGCUGGUUCCUGGCUGAAUUUGCUUCAAUGAAUAUUGGCUGUGCCUAUAUGCACGUACACUGCUGAAACACAGGAAAAGCUUUAUUGUGAAUUUCAAAUGCGCUCAUUUCGUGUAAGAGAUGAUCAUGGAUCUCUAAAUGAAUAAAGGUUCAAAGCAAAAAAAUGACUUUGAUUACUGAAUUAAUAGUGUGUUUAUGUCCAAUUAGUUUUUCUCUGUAUAGUAAGAAGACUCGGUAACCAAUGCUGCGGUUCCAGAUCCUCUGUUAUAAUUUAUAAGCUUUUCAGCAUGGUUUGAUUUUCUAGUAUCAAUUGCAUUAUUUUCGAAGUUUCAAGUCACCGUAAACAAAA
This is a messenger RNA of Gossypium arboreum, 1501 nucleotides long. RefSeq names its product ras-related protein RHN1-like. The transcript is spliced from 8 exons. NCBI's taxonomy places the organism in Eukaryota, Viridiplantae, Streptophyta, Magnoliopsida, Malvales, Malvaceae. Bases 524 to 1126 code for a protein of 200 amino acids. The record is from RefSeq and is a predicted model, not a curated record. Gene Ontology annotation, molecular function: GTP binding; GTPase activity.